Messenger RNA from Leptidea sinapis, 845 nucleotides. RefSeq names its product MORN repeat-containing protein 3-like. The record is from RefSeq and is a predicted model, not a curated record. Lineage: Eukaryota; Metazoa; Arthropoda; Insecta; Lepidoptera; Pieridae. The transcript is spliced from 5 exons. Bases 54 to 806 code for a protein of 250 amino acids.
UUUGGUAUCAGUUAACGUAUUUUUGAAUUUAUUUUAAUUAUAUUUAUGCUAAUAUGCCCUUUUAUCAUAGACCUCGAAACUUUAUACCUUUAUCGAUAGCAGCUGAAAAAAAAUCUAUAAAAAAUGGAUUACACCAUUCGAUAUUUACAUCACGUUUUGAUAGAUAUGUUGGAGAAUGGAAGAAAGAUUUGAAAGAAGGAAAGGGUGUUUUUUUAACAAUAUCAGGAAAAUUGUACGAGGGUGACUGGUUGCAAGGAUUUCGGCAUGGUUUUGGUACUCUCAGCAACCGUCUUCCAAAUGGAACAUUCCGUCUUGAAUACAGAGGUGAAUGGGUAAAAGGCAAACCAGAGGGCGCUGGUUGGCGUCAUUAUGAGAAUGGUGACGUUUAUUUUGGAUUUUGGAAGAGAGGGCACAGACACGGCUACGGGAAAAUGUAUUAUGUGAAUGGAACCAUUUAUGUGGGAUACUGGAAUAAAAGCCUUAGGGAAGGUCUCGGAAUGAUUAUACAAGAAAACGGCAAUCGGUAUGAGGGGCAUUGGAUGCGUGACAUGAAGAACGGUCUUGGUCGGUUCUACCACAUGCACACCGGUCAACUCCAGGAAGGCUGCUGGGUCAACAACAUCUGUAUAUUGUCCAAGAUGUCGGAUAUCGAAAUAAGACAGUUCUGCGAUAUGCCUUCCGAAUAUCCUAUACCUGAGGAAACGCUGGCAAAUCCGAGAUGCAUACUAGAAGAAAGUGUAACCUGGCUCCAACAGAAGAUAGGAAAUAUAGACAAACAACUAAAGUUCUGUAUCGAUCAAAUGUAAUAUUUAUUCGUUUUAUCCAGAUCACAUAGGUAUUUUAUA